Molecule: messenger RNA, 2097 nt
Organism: Rana temporaria (common frog)
Lineage: Eukaryota; Metazoa; Chordata; Amphibia; Anura; Ranidae
Gene: SYP
Product: synaptophysin
Exons: 7
Coding region: 87-1010 (307 amino acids)
Cellular component (GO): synaptic vesicle; presynaptic active zone; synaptic vesicle membrane
Source: RefSeq, a predicted model, not a curated record
CUCUCCUCCCCCCACCACUGCUCGGCUCUUCCCCAUAAAACCGCCCCGCCCUCCGCGCUGCCGCGAUUCACCAGCAUCCUGCAGACAUGGAGGUGAUCAACCAGAUGGUGGCAGGGGGGCAAUUCCGUAUAGUGAAGGAACCUCUGGGCUUCAUGAAAGUUCUGCAAUGGCUCUUCUCUAUCUUUGCCUUUGCGACAUGUGGAAGUUACUCCGGACAAUUCAUGCUCAGCGUCGACUGUAGCAACAAAACCGAGAGCAAGCUGAAUAUAAAAGUGGACUUUGAAUAUCCAUUUAAGCUGCAUCAGGAAUAUUUCGAUGCUCCAACAUGCCGGGGAGGUGCAACAAACAAGAUUUUCUUAAUCGGGGAUUACUCGUCUUCAGCUGAGUUUUUCGUCACAAUCGCGGUGUUCGCUUUCCUCUACUCGCUGGGGGCGCUCCUCACCUACAUAUUCCUACAGACCAAGUACCGCGAGAACAACAAAGGGCCAAUGAUUGACUGCAUUGUGACGGCCGUCUUUACCUUCAUGUGGCUGGUCUGCUCCAGCGCAUGGGCCAAGGGUUUGUCCGACAUUAAGAUGGCCACAGAUCCCGAGCUGAUCAUCGAGCAGAUCCCGGCCUGCGAGAACCCGGAGAACAAGUGCCAGGAAGAGCGGGAUCCUGUCAUGUCCGGGCUGAACACCUCCGUGGCCUUCGGCUUCCUGAACUGCAUAAUCUGGCUGGGAAACAUCUGGUUCGUGUUUAAAGAGACGGGAUGGACGGCUCCAUUCAUGAAGUACCCACCACCAGCCCAGGAGAAGCAUCCAGCUCCUGAUUCCUACGGGCAGGGCCAGGUCCAGGGCCAGGGCCAGGUCCAGGGCCAGGGUUAUGUUCAGCAGGACUCAUACGCACAACAACCAGGAGGUUACCAGCCUGACUACUAUGGGCAGCAGCCUGAAUACAACCAACAGGGGUACAGCCAAGGCGGGUAUACCCAGCAAGGUGUCCCAACCUCGUUCUCCAACCAGAUGUGAGCUGGCCCCCCUCUCUUGCUUGCAGGCUUCUCCACGAAUGAUCAUUGAGGUCAAGCUUCAGGUUGUGAUGUUCCGAUGUGCAGUGCUGCAGCCCGGCUGCCAGAGUGAAUAUAAAUGGGAGAAUGUUGUGUCUGUGAUGUUUAUAUAAUAUAUAAUAUAAUAUAUAUAUAAAUAUAUUUAAUGAUAUCUAUCUGUACCAAAACACAGGAAAAUUUCCAUCUCAUUCUACCAGAGACUGUCUUCCUGCAGAGCAUCGCUGUGUAACCCCUUUCCUUCUCUUUUCCGGAGCCCUGCAGAGCAUCGCUGUUUACCCCCUCUCCCCGUCCAGAGCUCGCAGAGCAUUGCCGUGCACCCCCUCCCUUCCCCCCACCAUCCAGAGCCUCCGCAGAGCAUUGCCGUGUGAGCCGUUUUCCGCCAGUUCCGUAGAUCGCUGCCGUCUAUCUCUUUCCCUGGCAGAUGCGUCAGGGCUGCAGUGCUUCACAAUGUCACCCCCCCCCCCCCCCCUGCCAGCACAACUCAGUAUUGGGCUAUUACCGAACGUAACGUCGAAUCCUCGGACUCUUCUGGCAGGGAAAUUGAUUUUGGCAGCGCAUUUAAUACAAGGCACAGUUUUUAAGCUUCUGGUUAGUUUUAGAUUUCCUUUAGCAAUCUGUGACGUUUGCACAUUGCAAUCAAUGCAUUUGUAACCCCCCACCCCUCCGUCCUCUGCACAAUAAAAGGGAUUGAUGAUGCUGAAUGUAAUUAUUAGAAGGAUGCCGAACUGCCCUGUGCUGUAUGGGUAAGAUUGGAUGGGGCGGUAACGCAGCCGACGUUAAAGAGUUAGGCCAUCUCUGGUGACGAUUGGACGAGGGACCGGAUUUUACGAUAAAUAUUGCUAAGACGAGGGUAAUCCCUUCCCUGUGCACUUUGGGUACUAAAGACCCCCCCUCUUUGCCCACAGCCGACGUCAUUACUGCCCGCUUCUGAUGUACACCCCCCUCCGAGUUACCCAUGCCUGGUACCCCCCCUUUUGUGCUGUAUAUUGUAUUUGUGACACUGAAGUUGCGUGUUGUAAUCCUGAAUGGAAAUAAAGACAGACUGGAACCAA